AUGGAGGACGGAUCAGCGACGCCCGCGGCCUCACCCGGGCCCGCCGCGGGGUCGGCGUCUACGCCGCCCCCGCGCGACGCCUUCUCCUCCCCCGACUUCAGCGCGGUCGACUUCAUCAAUCGGCUCUUCCCCGACGAGGCGAGCCUGGCGCAGGUGGACCCGCUCAUCGAGCGUCUCCGGCUUAGGGUUCGAAAGGUGGACGACGAGAUCCUCGCCGCGGUGCGAUCGCAGAGCACGGGGGGGGCGCGCGCGAAGGCGGACCUGGACCAGGCCAAGCAGGCCAUCGUCGAGCUCAGCGGGAGGAUCCAGGAGAUCAAGAGCAAAGCCGCGCAGAGCGAGCACAUGGUGCAGGAGAUCUGCAGGGACAUCAAGAAGCUCGACUUCGCGAAGAAGCACCUCACGUCGACCAUCACCGCGCUGCGGAGGCUCAGCAUGCUGGUCACCGCGGUGGAGCAGCUGGAGACGCUCAGCAUGCGACGGCAGUACAGGGACAGCGCCAACCUCCUCGAGGCGGUCGAAGAGCUCCUCACGCACUUCGCAUCCUACGGAGACAUCCCGAAGAUCGCAGAUUUGCAAAAGCGGAACACUGCGGUGAAGCAGACUUUGCGAGGCAUGGUGUUCGAGGAUUUCCACAGCACGUGGAUGCCCACGACGAUGGAGCAGGACCCCGCGGCGGCGGCGAGGCUCGCCGACGCGUGCCUCGUCGUCGACGCCCUCGACGCGUCCGUCCGCGAAGAGCUCGUCGGCAACCUCACGAACAAGGAACUGAUGAACUACAACUCGUGCUUCGACGAGCUCGUCAACAAACUCACGCUGGAGAACGUCGAGCGGCGGUACGCGUGGAUCAAGCGGAACCUCAAGUCCAAGGAGGCCAUGUGGCGGGUGUUCCCGGCGCGGUGGAGGGUACCCCAGCUGCUGUGCAUGUCCAUGGGCAAGCUCACUCGAACGCACGUGCUGGAGAUGCUCGACACCUCGGGGCCGCACGAGGUCCAGGCCACGCUGCAGGCGCUGCACCGGACGAUCGAGUUCGAGCGCGAGAUGGACGAGUACUUCGGCAUCGACGACGCCGUCGUGGGGGGUGCCGACGGGGGUGCCGACGGGGGUGCCGACGGAUUCGACGAGGACGAGGACGCCGCGUCCGCCGCGCAGAUUCGAGCGCGGCACGAGCGAGCGGUGAGGGAACGGGAAGUCGCGGAGCAGCGCGGCGGGCGCGCGCUGCCGAUGGACAGCGCCGCGGCGGCGUUGGCGAGGACGUCGUUCCGCGGGGUGAUAUCCGGGUCGUUCGACGAUCACAUGGGCGCGUACGUGGACAUGGAGGAGAAGCAGCUGAUGGAGUUUAUCGACGAGCUCAUCGCCGAGGAGACGUGGGGAGGGCCGGAGCCCGAGGACGAUUCCGCGGAUCCCAUGAAGGCUCUGCUUCGCAAGCAACAGACGGCGAAGAGUCGCACGGACGCCCUACGCGGUGGGGCGACCGAGGGCCAGACGCUGCCGAGCGCCGCGACGCUCUUCCUCAACGUCAAGAAGGUGCUGCGGCGGUGCUCCAACCUGACGAGGGGAAAACCGUUAUGCGCGCUGCACGUCGUCUUCGUCAAGGUGCUCGGCGCCUACGCCGACAAACUUCGCAAGAGAUGCGACGCCGCCGGGCAGCUCCUGCGCACGGACUUGAAACAGAAGGACCCGGCGAAGCUUAUCGCGGAGUACCGGUGUUUGUGCCUCGUGGUCAACACCGCGGAUUGGUGCGCCGGCACGGUGACGCCCCUGGGCGACUCCGUCCGGCGGAUGCUCGCCGACGAACACCUCAAAUCGCGAAUCGAUUCCGACGCAUCCCUGAGCGAAACGUUCCACGCGCUCGUGACGCACGCGCUCGGUACCUUGGUGAGCGGGGUGGAGACGCGGACGGAGGUUGGCGCACACGUGGCCAAGACGGAUUGGUCGAGGGUGGAGAGCACCGGCGAUUCCUCCGAGUACGUCGCGCACGCGCAGGCGACGUUCGCCACGGCUGUGCCGCCCGUGCGACAGACGGUUCGUGACGACUACUUCCUCUUCUUCUGCGAGAAGCUCGCCGGGAGCAUCGCGCCCGGCGUGUACGCGGCGGUGUUCCGGUGUAAGAAGUUCAGCGACCACGGCGCGCAGCAGCUCCUGCUGGACGUGCACGCGCUCAAGACUAUUUUGUGCGAGCUGCCGAAAGCGGGGGCGCUCGGGAAGGAUGAGAAACCGCGCGUCGUCCCCGCGUCGUACGCGCGGAUGGUGGGGCGGGAGAUGCAAAAGGUGGAGUCCCUGGUGAAGGUGAUCUUAUCCCCGCAGGAGGGACUCGCGGAGACGUUCAGGGCGCUCGUCCCGACGGGCUCGGGGGCGGAGUUUAAGAAGGUGUGCGAGCUGAAGGGGAUGGCGAAGAAGGAGGCGGAGGCGACCGCGGUUCGCGCGUUCGGCGCCGCCGCGCUGGCGCAGCCGAAGGCGACGGCCAAACCCGUCGUCCCUCCCGCCGCCGCCGCUGCGGCGGCGGCGGCGCACGCGCUCGCGACGGGUCAACCGGCUUCCUCCUCGGCAUCUUCGUCGGCGGCGCAACACCGACGCACCGGGAGCGGCGGCGGCGGCGGCGGCCUCGGCGCCAUGAACUCGUCCAUGUUCAAGGGCAUGAACACCUCCAUGUUCAAGAUGGGCGGCGUCGGCAUGAGCUCGAGCGUGAGUGGGAUGAUGGACCGCGCCAAGGAUCUCAGCGCGAAAGCCGCGAGCGGGAUGAAGGAAGCGGCGGACAAGGCAAAGGAUAAAUACAACGAAGCCGCGUCGAGGGCGCGGUGAUUGAGCUCCUUUAGCGAUGCGCGAUUCGUGAAUGCGAGGAGUAAGUUGUACGAUACGAUCGAUAAGCCUU
Micromonas commoda is the source of this 2869-nucleotide messenger RNA. RefSeq lists its product with no specific name. The transcript has a single exon. NCBI's taxonomy places the organism in Eukaryota, Viridiplantae, Chlorophyta, Mamiellophyceae, Mamiellales, Mamiellaceae. Gene Ontology annotation, cellular component: GARP complex. Gene Ontology annotation, biological process: retrograde transport, endosome to Golgi. Bases 1 to 2799 code for a protein of 932 amino acids. The record is from RefSeq and is a predicted model, not a curated record.